Molecule: messenger RNA, 537 nt
Organism: Didymodactylos carnosus
Lineage: Eukaryota; Metazoa; Rotifera; Eurotatoria; Philodinida; Philodinidae
Source: the annotation of a GenBank genome assembly
AUGCACGAAUAUCAUUGCUCAAAAAUAUGCAAAUAUACACAAUUUGGUCCAAAAUUUAUUUGUAAAACAUUAAAUUCUUUAAAUUAUAAAAUGUUUCUUCUCACUGUUUUAUUGCAACCAACAAAACAAUUGAAAAAUUUAAAUGGUUGUAGUCUAUUAAAAACAAAUAGAAAACGAGCAGGUUUUAUGAUUUAUGUCUAUGAAGAAGCUGAAUAUUUACUAAAUUUUGAUCCAAUGAUGUCGUUCUGUGCUUAUCAAUUAAUUGCUUGUACUCAACAUAUACCACUAGUUCAAUAUAUCGAAAGACAACAGAAAACUUAUCUACAAUUACUAGGGAUAAAAGAUUCUUAUCAUCUAUCGCUCAUGUCUAAUUUUAUGCAUUACGCUGCAGAAAAAUGCGAAGUCACUGGAAUAACCGAUAAAAAAUGCUUUACAAAUUGGCUGUGUAAGUGCCAAUUUGAUUGGAUGCCUGAAGAGUGUUGGCUUGGAAGUUACACUUUAAUUAAAAGAAAACACAUGCUUAUAAAAUUAUUUUAA